UGUGGUUAUAAAAUAUUGUGGUAGUAAUACUAAUAACCAGUGACUAAGCAAAAAUGGUUCAGAUAUCAGUUUCGGUGGUUUCACUCUAUCGCCACCCAGUUCCGAUGGCUCUCCUCGCCGUCACUUCGCGCGCUCCCUUCCUCUUCUCCCCAAACCCUAAAACACUUUCUCUAUCCUCUUUCUACUCCCACCUCUCUCUCUCUCCUCGCUCUCCCAGGUUCCCUUCUCUCCGCUUCCGCUCUGCCACCGGAGACGCCAGCGACGCCGGCAAGCCCGUCGGUAAGAUCUCCGACGAGUGGGGCGAGGACUACGAUCCCGAGGCCGAAGCAUUGACCUCCAAGCUUCCCGACUCGGACCCUCCCAAGGACGAGGACGAGUGGCAGGAAGGAGGGGCGCCCGACGCCGGCGGCUACGUCGACGGCGGGAACGGAACUCCGGUCACCGGAGCUGAGGAUCCGGCGGAGGAGGAGGUGGACGAUAAGUUGGAGGCGCUGAAGCGUGCUUUGGUGGAUACUUUGUAUGGGACCGAGUUAGGGAUUCGGGCCGGGUCGGAGGUUCGAGCUGAGGUAUCCGAAUUGGUGAGUCAGUUGGAAGCGGCGAACCCUACACUCGCCCCCGUGGAGGAACCUGCCCUUCUCAAUGGGAAUUGGGUGUUGCUGUACACUGCAUCUUCUGAACUGUUGCCUCUUCUAGCCGCGGGAAGAUUGCCUUUGUUGAAGGUGGACAAGAUUACACAAACAAUUGAUACUAGUAGCUCCACUAUUAUAAACUCCACAACAUUGUCUAGUCCUUUUGCAUCCUUGUCUUUCAGUGCAUCUGCCUCAUUUGAAGUUCGAACCCCUACGAGAAUUCAGGUUACAUUUAAAGAAGGUUCAAUACAACCUCCAGAGAUAAAGUCUAAUGUUGAACUACCAGAAAAUGUAGACAUUUUUGGCCAAAAGCUUAGCCUACAGCCUCUGCAACAAUCCCUUGGCCCACUUCAGGGUCUGGUGGAAAACAUAUCGCGUGUCAUUUCUGGUCAGCCACCUCUUAAGAUUCCCAUCCCUGGCGAAAGGACAAGCUCCUGGCUUCUUACUACAUAUCUUGAUAAGGACUUGCGAAUAUCAAGGGGGGAUGGUGGUCUUUUCGUUCUUGCCAGAGAAGGGAGUCCACUUCUUGAUCAGUAGGAAAGUAAUCAUACUCCUUUCUUCUUCCCCCAUGUCAUCCCCGUCCCCUGAGAAUAAUGUGAACGGCGUAUUCAAAAUCUCUCCAUUCUUUUUGUUUAUUUUCUUCUUCUCAAGCUAAUGUAUAUUUAAAGGAGUGACGGGUUAUGUUGUCAGGAUGCAAUUCUACAAUCUAUAAAUAAUCAGAUAGAUAAUGUCAAGCCCUUGUUAGCUUUGGCGAAAUAUUGAUUUGGGGAAGGAAUAUGAAAUCGAUUUUCUGAAGUUACUCUUGAGAUUAAUGAUUAUGAGACUGUUCUCAGCAUGGAAACUAGAUAUAAAUGAAAUGCAUAAGGGGUUCUGUUGUUUCUA
Messenger RNA from Glycine soja, 1511 nucleotides. Its product is annotated as plastoglobulin-1, chloroplastic. Lineage: Eukaryota; Viridiplantae; Streptophyta; Magnoliopsida; Fabales; Fabaceae. The record is from RefSeq and is a predicted model, not a curated record. Bases 54 to 1166 code for a protein of 370 amino acids. The transcript is spliced from 3 exons.